GGUAUCUUGGCGAUCUUACUUACGUGUGGUGUGGCGAGAUUUCUUAUGUAUCACAUAUCAUAUUUAUUAAUAAAAUUAUAAUUCAACGACAGCUUACUUGACAAUAUCGCCUAUUUAUCAGAAAGAUAAGAUAUAACAAACUCAUAUUAUCAUGUUUGUGUAAUUGAAAUCACAAUUUUGAAGUAAGUAUACAAAGAAGUGAAUUGAGUAUUUGUUCUGUAGCCGUCAGACAAACAGUUGAGAAUGGUGGUGGUGAACGUUACCGAAGGAAGCUUGGAGGGAGAGUUGCUGGACAAUGUCAUCGGAGGAAAAUAUUACAGUUUUAAGGGAAUCCCGUACGCCGCACCCCCAGUUGGGGACCUGAGGUUCAAGCCCCCUCAACCCCCAAAACCAUGGACUGGGGUUAGGACUGCCCGGGAGCACGGCCCCAUCUGUCACCAGUGGGACAUGCUGCUGAAGACUAUGAAACCAGGUAGCGAAGACUGUCUAUACCUGAACGUCUACACCAAGCAGCUCCAGCCGAGCAAGCCGCUACCGGUCAUGGUGUGGAUCCACGGUGGAGCCUUUGCCAGUGGCUCCGGGAACACCGACCAGUACGGACCAGAUUUCCUCGUCGACAAAGACGUGGUCAUCGUCACCAUCAACUACAGGCUCGAAGUGCUGGGCUUCCUGUGUCUAGACAUGGAGGAAGCGGCUGGUAACGCAGGAAUGAAGGACCAAGUCGCAGCCUUGAGGUGGGUCAAGAAGAACAUUAAUAAGUUUGGUGGCGAUCCCAAUAAUAUUACUAUCUUUGGUGAGAGUGCUGGAUCGGCCUCGGUAUCCUUCCACCUUGUGUCGCCAAUGAGUAAAGGUUUGUUCAAGAGGGCUAUCCUGCAGAGUGGAGUCAGCAACGCCAGUUGGGCGACAGUACAGGAGCACAAGGAGAAGGCGAGGGCGCUGGCGCGACAGCUGGGGAAAGAAAAUACGGACGAUGAUAGAGAACUUCUGGAGUUCUUUAAAUCUCAACCGAUCGAUGUGCUUGCAAACACAAAGCCAAACAUAACAUUUUUUGAAAAUGAAAGUCCGUGGGUGCAGCUUCAUUAUUCUAUUGUAAGUGAAACCCAAUUUGGAGAAAACGAGACAUUCUUCACUGGAAAAGGUACUGAUGUACUUUCAAACGGCAUACACGAAGGCGUAGAAAUCAUGAUUGGCCACACGGCUGACGAAGCACUAAUGUUCCUAAACUACAACUCGCCAUUAGAUGAAAUUGUAAACAAAGUAAAUAACUAUUUGGAAUCUUUAGUCCCGAGUUCACUGAAAUGGCACGUACCGAUCAGUAAGCAGCUAGAGAUUGCCAGAAAGUUCAAAGAUUAUUACUACGGAAAGAGCAGUGUUACGGUAGAUAACUUGGGACCAUUGGUUAGAUUUCUUUCUAUGGAUAUGUUCAACUACCCAAUAUUUCAGCUGGCGAGGGCUUGCGCUGGAAACAAAUCUAAAGUUUUCUAUUAUCAAUUCCAUUACUACACCGAAAGAAAUGCAUUUGGGGUGUUGAUGAAUACCCAGGGAAUCCUUCCUGGGAAGAAUGCAGUCAUACACGCAGAAGACUUGUUCUAUUUGUUCAACUUUAACAUGUUGAACAUACCGUUCGAUAACAGUAAAACGGCCAUUGAUACUGUUACCAAACUGUGGACCAACUUUGCUAAAUAUGGGAAUCCUACUCCAGAUGACUCUUUAGGAGCAAAAUGGGCGCCAUUUACGAUCGAGAAACAAGAAUACCUUGAAAUCAACGACAAAUUGGUUUUGAAAACAUUCCCUGAUGAAGAAGAAAACAAGUUCUGGGAUAAUAAUUUAAUUGUAUUGGAAGAGUUUUAUACAUUCCAAAACGCUACUUCUCCACCAAAGAAAGGUUGGUCAUACACUACUUCUUAAGUCCAUUUUUGUAAAUUUGUAUUCAGUAUACAAUAAAGUGUUUAUAAAUAAAUAAAUAAAAAUAA
Plutella xylostella (diamondback moth) is the source of this 1973-nucleotide messenger RNA. RefSeq lists its product as uncharacterized. Lineage: Eukaryota; Metazoa; Arthropoda; Insecta; Lepidoptera; Plutellidae. The record is from RefSeq and is a predicted model, not a curated record.